UAACAUUGAAUCAAUUACGGGACGCGGUUUCUGAGACCAUUACAGUCGGAUCGGGAGAGAGGGCGAGCGAGAGGGAAAGAGCGCGGCUGAGCAGGGAAAGUCACAAAAGACGUGGACAUAUUUUGGAUGUUUUACAAUCUGCAGGAUUGGGGCUGCGGGUUGUAAAGGAGAAGCUGUUGGCAGCUAUGGGUACUUACCCACAGGCGUUCCUGAUCCUGGGAUGUUUUCUCACAGGACCAUUCCUAACAUUUUGCCAGCUUCCUCUGCCAAAUAUUGUUCCCGAUAGGAAUGAAAUGGUGGUACAGCUCUAUUCCAAUUUCACACUCAAAUGCUCUGGAGACAGCGAAGUGAGCUGGCAGUACCCGGUGACCGAGGGGAGCCACAGGAUAGACCUCAGACACGAAGAGAACAACAGCGGCCUCUUCGUGACAGUGCUCGAGGUGGGGAACGCCUCGGCCGCGCACACGGGCCUGUAUGUCUGCUACUACAACCACACACAGGUGGAGGACGGCGAGGUGGAAGGCAGGGACAUCUACAUCUAUGUGCCUGACCCAGACAUGCCUUUUGUUCCUUCUAUACCUGAAGACCAGUUCAUCCUGGUGGAAGAAGGUGAUCCUGCAGUUAUCCCUUGUCGGACAAGUGACCCAGAGGCCCAAGUGACUUUAGUUAACAGCUUAGACAAGGCUGUGCAUGCUUUAUAUGACACCAAACAAGGCUUCAUAGGGAAUUUUCCUGCAGGCUCAUACACAUGCAAAACAAUGGUUAAAGGCGUGGAGUUCAAGUCUGAUGAGUUCCUCAUCUAUAUUAUAAGAGCUACUUCACAGCUGCCUGUUGAAAUUGAAGCUCUUAAAACUGUCUACAAAACAGGCGAGACCAUCGUAGUGACUUGUGUGGUCUUUGACAAUGAGGUGGUUAAUUUACAGUGGAAUUACCCAGGGAAAGUGAAAGAAAAAGGUCUGAUAAAGCUUGAUGAUAUCAAAGUGCCAUCACAGAAGCUGGUUUACACCUUGACCAUUCCUGAGGCAUCGGUGAAAGACACAGGGGAUUAUGAAUGUACUGCUCGGCAUGCAACCAAGGAGGUUAAAGAAAAUAAGAAAGUAGCCAUUACAGUUCAUGACAAAGGCUUUGUUCACCUGGAGCCUCAGUUCAGACCUCUGGAAGCUGUCAACCUGCAUGAAGUAAAAAACUUUGUUGUUGAUGUGCAGGCUUACCCAGCACCAAAAAUGUACUGGUUGAAGGAUAAUGUGACUCUGAUUGAAAAUCUUACAGAGAUUGUUACUACUUCAGGAAGAGUCCAGGAAACAAGGUUUCAGAGUGUUUUAAAAUUGAUACGGGCCAAGGAGGAAGACAGUGGAUACUAUACCUUGGUUGCUGAGAAUGAAGAUGAGAUUAAAAGAUACACCUUCUCAUUGCUGAUACAAGUUCCAGCUCUGAUCUCAGCCCUCGUGGAUGAUCACCAUGGCUCUGCAGGUGGGCAGACUGUGAGAUGCUUGGCAGAAGGGACCCCACUUCCCAAUGUGGAAUGGCUGGUUUGCAAGGACAUUAAAAAGUGCAACAAUGACACCUCAUGGACCCUUUUGACUAACAAUAUCUCUGAUAUACACAUGGAAGCCCACCUGGAUGAGAAAAAUAUGGUGGAAAGCCGGGUGACCUUCCAGAAGGUGGAGGAAACCCUGGCUGUGCGCUGUGUGGCGAGGAAUGACCUUGGUGCCGUUACUCGAGAGCUGAAGCUUGUGGCUCCCACCUUGAGAUCAGAGCUAACUGUGGCUGCUGCUGUCUUAGUGCUGUUGGUGAUUGUGAUAAUUUCACUGAUUGUCCUGGUCAUCAUAUGGAAACAGAAGCCCAGGUAUGAGAUCAGAUGGAGAGUCAUUGAGUCCAUCAGCCCUGAUGGCCACGAGUACAUUUAUGUGGACCCAAUGCAACUGCCUUAUGACUCCAGAUGGGAGUUUCCUCGAGAUGGGUUAGUGCUUGGUCGGAUCCUUGGUUCGGGUGCAUUUGGAAAAGUGGUUGAAGGGACUGCAUAUGGAUUGAGUCGCUCCCAACCGGUGAUGAAAGUAGCUGUGAAAAUGCUGAAACCUACAGCUAGAUCCAGUGAAAAACAGGCACUCAUGUCUGAACUGAAGAUAAUGACACAUCUUGGCCCCCACCUGAAUAUUGUGAAUCUGCUUGGAGCUUGUACAAAAUCAGGUCCUAUUUACAUCAUUACUGAAUACUGUUUUUAUGGUGAUCUUGUGAACUACCUGCAUAAGAAUAGGGACAAUUUCCUGAACCGACACCCUGAAAAGCCUAAAAAAGACUUGGAUAUCUUUGGGAUGAACCCUGCUGAUGAAAGCACAAGAAGUUAUGUGAUACUAUCCUUUGAAAACACCGGAGAAUACAUGGACAUGAAACAAGCUGAUACCACUCAGUAUGUGCCAAUGCUGGAAAGAAAGGAGGGCUCUAAAUACUCUGAUAUCCAGAGAUCUGUGUAUGAUCGGCCUGCUUCCUAUAAGAAGAAAUCCAUGUCAGAAUCAGAAGUCAAAAACCUUCUUUCAGAUGACAGUUCAGAGGGCCUCAGCCUAUUGGAUUUGCUGAGCUUCACCUACCAGGUUGCACGGGGAAUGGAAUUCUUGGCUUCUAAAAAUUGUGUGCACCGUGACUUGGCCGCUCGUAAUGUCCUCCUGGCUCAAGGAAAAAUUGUGAAGAUCUGUGACUUUGGGCUGGCUAGAGACAUCAUGCAUGAUUCCAACUAUGUCUCCAAGGGCAGUACUUUCCUCCCAGUAAAAUGGAUGGCACCUGAAAGUAUUUUUGACAACCUGUACACAACAUUAAGUGAUGUCUGGUCUUAUGGCAUUCUGCUGUGGGAAAUAUUUUCUCUUGGUGGCACACCUUAUCCUGGCAUGAUGGUUGAUUCUACUUUCUACAAUAAGAUCAAGAGUGGAUACCGAAUGGCCAAACCUGAUCAUGCCACCAAUGAAGUGUAUGAGAUUAUGGUGAAGUGCUGGAACAGUGAACCGGAGAAAAGACCUUCUUUCUACCAUUUGAGUGAAAUUGUGGAGAGCUUGCUGCCUGGAGAGUACAAAAAGAGCUAUGAGAAGAUUCAUCUGGACUUCCUGAAAAGUGAUCACCCAGCUGUCACACGCAUGAGAGGGGACUGUGACAAUGCUUACAUUGGUGUAACUUACAAGAAUGAAGACAAGCUAAAGGACAGGGAGAGUGGAUUUGACGAGCAGAGACUGAGUGCUGACAGUGGAUACAUCAUUCCCCUGCCUGACAUUGACCCUGUUUCUGAAGAUGAGCUUGGCAAAAGGAACAGACACAGUUCACAGACAUCUGAAGAAAGUGCCAUUGAAACCGGUUCCAGUAGCUCUACCUUCAUCAAGAGAGAGGACGAGACCAUUGAGGACAUUGACAUGAUGGACGACAUUGGCAUCGACUCCUCAGACCUGGUGGAGGACAGCUUCCUGUAAGGCACGGCCGCCCGCCAGCUCUGCACACAGGGAACCUUCCCCAGCUCUCCACAGACUUCUGCUCCACACAGAAAACCACUUUAUUGCAACGUCAAGGAUGUGAAGAGGAGGUGGAUUUGUAGAAAGGAACGCC
Molecule: messenger RNA, 3582 nt
Organism: Melospiza georgiana
Lineage: Eukaryota; Metazoa; Chordata; Aves; Passeriformes; Passerellidae
Gene: PDGFRA
Product: platelet derived growth factor receptor alpha
Exons: 23
Coding region: 186-3449 (1087 amino acids)
Biological process (GO): positive regulation of kinase activity; multicellular organism development; protein phosphorylation
Cellular component (GO): signaling receptor complex
Molecular function (GO): platelet-derived growth factor binding; ATP binding; platelet-derived growth factor alpha-receptor activity
Source: RefSeq, a predicted model, not a curated record